Molecule: messenger RNA, 1146 nt
Organism: Botrytis byssoidea
Lineage: Eukaryota; Fungi; Ascomycota; Leotiomycetes; Helotiales; Sclerotiniaceae
Exons: 2
Coding region: 1-1146 (381 amino acids)
Biological process (GO): isoprenoid biosynthetic process
Molecular function (GO): prenyltransferase activity
Source: RefSeq, a predicted model, not a curated record
AUGGUUUCCGAAAACUUUCCUUCUCCAAACGCGAUUCCUCCACGAACUUCCUCCAACGGUCAAAAUAAUAUCAAUCACUCAGCUUCGAAAUCUGUCCUGCGUCCAGUCCCGGAAGGCGAUUGGAUCAGUCAGAGAAAUAGUAUGCAUACCGCACAAUCUUCUCAAUCUUCGGGAGCCAUGAAUCCUUCAAUCCACGGAGGUUCUGCUCCAGAUCCAAAUAAAUAUACAAAAAACGAUAUGGCAUUUCAUGGAAGGAGUUCUUGGGCUCCAGAGAAGGAAAAGAUAUUGUUCGGUCCAUACGAUUAUUUGGAGGCACAUCCAGGAAAGGAUAUAAGAAAACAAUUGAUCGCCGCAUUCAAUGAAUGGUUGGAGGUACCACCGGAGAGUUUAGAGGUCAUCACCAAAGUCGUGGGAAUGUUGCACACGGCAUCCUUACUCGUCGAUGAUGUUGAAGAUUCAUCAUUAUUGCGACGCGGAUUACCUGUCGCACAUAGUAUUUUUGGUACGGCGCAAACGAUCAAUUCUGCAAAUUAUGUAUACUUUUGCGCAUUGCAAGAACUUCAAAAACUCAACAAUCCACAAGCUAUUACGAUUUACACGGAAGAGUUAUUAAAUCUUCAUCGGGGUCAGGGUAUGGAUUUAUUCUGGAGAGAUAGUCUCACUUGUCCCACCGAAGACGAUUAUUUGGAAAUGGUUGGUAAUAAGACUGGUGGGCUCUUCAGACUCGCUGUCAAGCUCAUGCAAGCUGAGAGCAAAACCUCAAGGGAUUGUGUUCCAUUAGUCAACCUCAUCGGCAUCAUUUUCCAAAUUCGCGACGAUUAUCAAAAUCUUUCGUCGCCCGAAUACUCGCAAAAUAAGGGGCUCUGUGAGGAUUUAACGGAAGGCAAAUUCUCAUUUCCCAUCAUCCAUUCCAUUCGCGCCGCCCCCGAUAAUCUCGUUCUGCUCAAUAUUCUGAAACAGAAGCCAGAUGAUGAACAGGUUAAGAAAUAUGCAGUGGCUUAUAUGGAACAAACGGGAAGUUUCGAAUAUUGUCGAAAGGUUUUGGUUACCUUGAGCGAGAGAGUUAAAAAGUUGAUUGAGGAGUUGGAUGAUGGUGGAAAUAAGGGCAAGGGAGUGAUGAAAAUCUUGGAUAAAAUGGCUAUCUAA